AGAAAAAAAAAAAAAAAAAAAAAAAGAAAAAAAUAAAUAAUUAUAACAAUGUGCAACGAUUAUUGCAAGAAUAUCUGGUUUAGAGUCUCAUGACGCUUUUAAGGUCUAACGUAAAACUGGAUAAAGUGUCAUCUCAGUGCAGUGCAGUGAUUAUACGUGUAAAAAUGUGGUUUCACUUAUUUCCUGUUUUCAUCAUACUGAUAUUUCGGGCGAAUCAAAUUCAAGCAGGUUACGGAGCUGGUCAAGGCAUCGAAGUGUCAACAGUCGGGUUCUACUCGGGUUCUACUCAGCACAACAUCAGUGGGUGGCCCUACUUCGAGUAUAACGUGCCCCGCAACGUGACUGCGGCUGUUGGCCAGACGGCGUUUCUUCACUGCAGAGUUGAGCAGCUGGGUGACAAGGCGGUGUCGUGGAUAAGGAAAAGGGACCUGCACAUUCUCACCGCCGGGAUACUCACCUACACCUCGGACCAGAGGUUUCAGGUUAUUCGACCCGACAAGUCCGAGAACUGGACUCUCCAGAUAAAAUUCCCUCAGGAGAGGGACUCCGGCAUCUACGAGUGCCAGGUGAACACCGAACCCAAGAUGUCUCUCAGCUACAGGCUCAACGUCGUCGAGGCCCGAGCGAGGAUCGUCGGCCCGGGCGACCUUUAUGUAAAGACCGGAAGUCUGCUGACACUGACGUGUCUGAUGUCGCAAGGACCUCACGACCUUGGGACGGUUGCCUGGUACCACGGCAGCCAUCCGGUUCUCACGUCGCCCCUGCAAGAAGGCAACGACGUCGCCUCGGUGCCACGGGUCGCCGUUGACACGGAAUGGAGCGACGCUCUGACGUCAAGAUUGAAAAUCACCCAUGCCAGACCAAGCGAUUCGGGGAAUUACAGCUGCGUACCGACUGUGGCGGAAAGCGCGAGCGUCAACGUUCACGUAAUUAACGGGGAACAUCCGGCCGCUAUGCAGCACGGAAAUACAGCCGCAGGAUCGCCGACAUCAAGGAUCAUCCUAGUUGCCGUAGUUUUCCUUCUUGGUCAGCUUAGAUAAUGUGGAUGAGAAGUUGACACCUGAUACCGGAAAAAACGCUGUAGAUUUGAAAUAGCCGAGGAGAAACAGCGGUGGAAAAAAAUUUUAUUGCAAAUAUUCACGUUGAGAAGAAACCAGA
Messenger RNA from Diprion similis, 1158 nucleotides. RefSeq names its product zwei Ig domain protein zig-8 (gene dpr1). The transcript has 6 exons. Gene Ontology annotation, cellular component: neuron projection membrane. The record is from RefSeq and is a predicted model, not a curated record. Bases 90 to 1040 code for a protein of 316 amino acids. NCBI's taxonomy places the organism in Eukaryota, Metazoa, Arthropoda, Insecta, Hymenoptera, Diprionidae. Gene Ontology annotation, biological process: synapse organization.